CCACUAUGUGCUCAACGUAAGUGAGUAGAAGCUCGCGCGUUCACCGUUAUAAUCAUCGCGAGUGGUGAGUGGGACAUUUUGGUGGCGAUCGCGCGGCCGUGUCCGUGUGUGUGUUUGAGUGUCUAUGGAGUGGGGAUCGACGUAAUGGAUCUGAAUGUCGCGAAGGCCUCCCGCUGACUUUCCCACUGUUGUGUUCGAGUGCUGUGGUGCUGACUGUGUCCCCCAGGGAAGAAAGCGAGUGUGUGCGCGCUCGGUUGGUUGGUGACCUCUUGCUCGGAGGGAAGAAAUUGCUUCGCGUGUCGUCGUGAUUCGCGUUGAGCGAGAAAAAAAAACAAAAACAAAGGCGCAAGUGCGCGUUUUGGGUGAAAUUUUGCGCGCAACGCACUACUCGGUGCGACAGGAAGAAUACGAAUCUAGUGUGCGGCGGUGAGUUUGGGCGAUUAUUUAGGUGAAAACAUUCGUCGCCUACUGUGUCGUUGAAGACUUCCGUUCCGUUGAAAUUAUAUCGAUAAGAAGGAGUCUUUUGUGCGAGUGAAAUUACGAGAAACCUCAUUUUGGUCGUCAGAUUUUUCGUUGUCAAAUGUGAAAGGUGAAUACAGGUGAAGGUGAAUCGAAGUUGUUUUUCGUGAGAGCGAUUGUUCAGCGCAGCCUACUUCCUAGAACAAUCACACAACUGUCCGUCCCUGUGUUGAGGGUUUUGAGGAAUUUGGCCUACUGUGACGACGACGACGACCGUGAUCAAGGCCUGCCAAGAAGCGCGCACAAGGCGGAACACAUUCUACACACGAAGUAACAGUUUCUCCGGCGAAGCAACCUUCUGGUUGAAGUGCAGCUGCUCUUCGGAAAGGAAAUCUUCGCUCGAGUCCGGGAGUAGUGAGGCAAAGGCAACUCAUCUGGUGCGCUUCACGUUUUUUGCUCGGCCGUCGUUUCAAGAGCAAGCGGUUUGUUGUGACCGGACAGCGCAGCGCCGCCGCCGCCAUUGACGUGUGUGAGCGAUCCACCAAUUUCACGGAACUGGCCCGGAUCGAAUCGAACGCGCCCGAAUCAGAUGGUGAGAAGAAGAGUGCAUGUUUGUGUUCAGCAGACCUUACCUCUGGAUGUGAAGAUUUUGACCCCAUCCAUCCGUCCGUUCGUCCAUCCGUACCGACCAUCCGGCCUUCGCCUCUCGGUGUUGUACCUACUGUGGUCUGGCAGUGCAGUGUGUGAUCCAGAAGAAAUUCGCGUGUGAAAAGUGAACCUGGAACAACAGUUGGUUUUCCCAACCGCAACAAACACAUCGCGGAUCGGACGGAUAUCGGGAAUUGAAAACUAGCGGGAGUUUUCCGCGCUCGCGCGCGCUCAAGCCCGAAGUCAAGAAAACGGCCAGUGAUUAUUACCAACUCUCCAGCGGGUAUAGAAAGCGACGGGGAAUCAACCAGAAAGUAGAAGAAAGCGAUAUGGAUAUGAGCCGCUGCUGGCGGGAACAUUCGGGUGGAUUGUUUUAGUUUUUAUUUUUUUUGGUGAGGAGAUCUAUUUUUGUUGUUCCGGAGUGGGCGUGCGUGUGGCGAACAAAGUUUGGGGCAGGAAGGCGCGCGCGCGAUGACGAUCUUCUAGUAGACGAUGGAUUCUGCUCAACGAUAACGUGUUUCCUUCGGAGCUCCUCAACACAAUGAAACACCAGCUAAAUAAGCCGAUUGAAGAUUUGGCAAAAUGAUGUAACGCGAGAUUAAUGUAAAGUCAAUCAUUCAGAACAUCUGAAUAUCCUCAACAGUUCACGUAGCAACUAUUUAACCUCACAGAGCAUACCUCACAAUAAUUCAGAAUGGGUAACUCAGGCAGUAUGCACGGUUUACCGGGGUAUGACGAGGGAUUUCACCAUCCGAGCUACCAACAUCAGUACCAGCGCUAUCAAGAGAUGAUGCGUGCCAACGGCCAUCAUGGAGCUCCUCCAGGCUGGUUGGAGUCCUAUCAACGAGACCUACGUAAUGGAGGCGGUGGUGGCCUCAUCGGAGGAGGAGGAGGAGGCCAUCGAACCUUCGAUAACCGACGUAGUCACGAAGGCUUGGGCCACCGAGAGUCCACCAGCAGUGGACCGAGUCUUCCACCGCCGAUGAAAGUUCUUCCGGAUAUCCCCGGAAGGGUGGCUAAGCUCCGUCCCACCAACAAUGGGAACAUCCUGCACUCAGGCGGAACCAUCAGCAAGAACAACAACCUUCAGCGAUCGAAGAGCAUAUCUUCGCCAACGUAUCAGCAGCAUCAACAGCAGGCCUUCGACGAGUCGGAAGAGACUGGAGUCAUGACGUUGCUUCCACCGCGACUGGCCAUGCAGCGAUCCCGAACGCAGACGAACAUGAUGACACCGGGCAGACGGGACUUCAAUGAAUCGCCUUCCAGAGGCCUGGGACCUCGCGGAUACGCUACGAACCAACGGAAGCAGAGUUACGAGCACGGGACGUUGAACAAGAAGCGCUUCGGCUCGGAACCGGAUCUUCGCAUUUCCACGAGUAGCAACGAGCUGCAGGACGAUUCCAGCGGUGGCGGAAGCGGCGGACAGGCAGGCCAUCGAAACACCAAACCGGUCCAGUCAAAGAUCAUCAAGGGUAAGAAUAAGAAAAAGGCACCGGUUCCACCUCCGUUGGAGAAGCGUGAACGUGAACCGGAAAUGAUGGAGAAGCAACGCAUUAUCGCAUACUCUCCUCUGCGCAAGACCAAUUCGGAUGCGUCGUCAACGCAGCCUUCCAGCGACAGCAACAGUAACAACCCGACCCGGAAACUCCGGCUGUUCAAAACCCGUGCCGAGACCAAGAAGAACCUGAACAUAGCCAAACUCCCGGAAGCAUCCGAUGCCAAGUACUCUGCCAAGAACGGGCAUAAGCUGCCCCUGGCACCGUCCAACAGCAGUCCCUACAAGCUGAUGAGCCGCAAAGACCCGGAGUUUGACAGCGGUACCCUGGAUAAGCCCAAGUCCCGUCUCAACCCAACGUCGUUUUUCCGUCGGGAAAAAACCUUCGACAUUGGUGUGCUCGAGCGUGAACGGGUGGUGCGUAGCGCCAAUCAUGUGCCAGAAAUCAAGCCGACCAUGUCGCCGCCGAUUUCACGACGGAAAUCCAUCGUCAAGUCUCUGCUGGAGAAGGAUCAAGCCGAGCAGGAGCAACAGCAACAACGGAAGCAGAAGCAGUUGCAACAGAGUCGUGUCUCAGCGGUUGAACCAAAGUUCAAGCCCAAGGUUCAAGAAGACAAGCGCAAGCCAUCGCAACCGGCUCCAACCACUCCGAUGACGGACUUCCAGAAGGAGCUGCAGGUUGCCACUCGACGAAAGACUACAGUCACUGGAAACAAUCCGAAUCUUGCGCAACAGAAGUCUACGCCCGCAACGGCCAAUCACCGCAAGAUAUCCGAAGUUAAGCAAACCAUCAAAGUGGAAGCACCCAAGAACAGUCUGGUCAUCUCGGUGGAACCCAGCAAGCAGCAAUCUCCGGAAAGGGAGAAGCAAUCUCUCAGUCCGGCUCCACCGCCGCCUCCACUUCCGAAAACUAGCUUCUACUUCGGAAUGGCCGAAGCUCCCAAGCAGUCUUCCAAGGAAGAGGCGCGUAUUUCGCCGGCACUCCUCGUCACAGCCAAGAUGAUGGAAACUCGCGUCGAUUCGGACGUCGACUCCUCCGAUGAGGAGCCACCCAUCAUCCGGAGCGACUUCCACAACGAACUGGACGAUGAGAUGGACAAAACCCAGCUGGACGCCAUCGAUCGGUUCGCGGCUAGCCUUAUGAACGGAACCAAGUUCGCCUCCGGGUCGGACUCGGCCGCUUCCUCGGACGUGGACAUGCGCACCAACGGCAACGAUCUGGACUCAGAAGCGCAGGAGAUUUGUCUGAAGCUUCGCCCAACGCUGCCGCGCAAAAACUUCGAAAUUCCACGCUUCAGUCCGGCGGCGGCCUGGCGACUGCUGACCACCGAGGACGACUUUGGACGGGACGCAACCGAGUUGUUCCCGUUCGUGGAGAAAAAGACGGUGCUUCGCAGUUUGGAAGCCGUUGAUGCAGCGGAAGACCGAAUUGAACGAAUCUACCGGGAACCUGUUCCGGGACUACAAGACAACAAGAGCGGCGACAGUGGGAUUUCCGGGGACGCUGGUCUCCCUGACAUCGGGGAAGCUCAGCUGUUGAACUCCAGCAAGGAACGUGACUCACCGGAGAGUUCCCCGGUGGACGACAGUGGCAACAAUGCGUGGUCCGCGAAUGCCUUGCGGCUGACGCCUUGGACGCCGCAGCAGGACUUGGAAGAUGACGAUGAUACGACCGGAAGUAGCGACAACAGGCAGCUCAUCGAGGAGACGCCGAUCAGUAACGGUCCGAAUGAUUUCUCCAGCAAGGGACACAUAUUCAGCUUAUCGCUACCACGUGAGAGUCACCUGUCCAUCUACACGGCAAACGCUAACGGAGAGAAGGUUGAAAAACAGAUGUUCAAUAGCCUGCAAAAGUUACGUAAGUCAGUUUCGGAUGCGUUCACCAGCGAUCCGGAUGUUAGUCCACUGGAGAGUGGGGACAACUGGUUCUUGUCCCGGCUGGAAUCGCCAGCGAUGACGAAUGCCUUCGAAAAACGACAGCUUAGUCCGACUGCUCCGAAGCAAACUCCUCCAGAGGUGCCCACGAACGGUGGAACCCUCAAAGAGGAAACACAGUUCGGAAUGCCGGCCAAGCACAACGCCAUUGGGUAUCUGGUCAGCGGGAAGCACAUGAUGUACCUUCCGAAGGAGGCCACCAAGGUCAUCACCACCAGCAGCAGCCCUACCAAGAAUGACCAAAACAACAACGUGCCAGAAGCUCUCACGGUGAGCAGCUCGUCUUACGCGGACAAGCGAAGGGAAACCAAGGAGAACAUGCAGGACCCGGUACCGGAGGGGGAGACCUUCCCGGUGAAGAUUUCCACCCGGAAGAACCAUCGGUUCACCUUCCAGAGUACGAUACGGCAGAUCGAGAAACGGCGCGUUGCCGAGAAGCUCUCCCGCGAGGCGGAGAUCAAGGAAGCGCUGCGACUGAGCGAGCUGGAAGCCAUGCGCCGGGUGGAGGAAGAGUUCCAGAAGAAGCGUGCCCGCGAGAAGGCUUCCAUACGGCACCAGCUGCGACUGUUCACGAUGGAGGAGACGGGCCAGGCGUACGACGUGAAUGACGACGAUGAGAACACCGACUGCAGCAAACGCGUCGAACCGGACAUCGAUAUAGCACCCAACCCGUCCAAACCGAGCGGACUGUACCGCAAGAAAGACUCCACGAUGGAGCGGCCCUCGUUCCAAAAUGGCGGCCAAGCACGCCGACUGAGCUCGUCACGUUUUCACGCUAGCGCUGCCACCCUGGAGCGCAAAUACUCCGCCGGCAGUGGCAACGGCAACUACGAUCGGGAUCUGGACGACGAUUUCAACGACCAUAGCGACGACCACCAGAACGGCGGAACCAAUGGCAACGGUCACCAUCACAACCACAACGACGUUGACGACGACGAUGACGUGGAUAGCAGCUUGGGCUACAUCGACACCCGGACGCCGUACAUCUCGCGCAUCAUCCAGGCCAAGAGCAGCAAGAGCUACUCGGCGGGUUUGAAGAAGUGAAGGAUCACCCAGGCAUCACCCCUAGCAACAACGAACCGCCAUCUAGUCAACGAAUCAAUUGGUUGGAGAGAUUUUAGAACGUACGAAAUGCGUAAACCAUGCUCAAUAUGAAACCCGGCAUACUCAAACGUGUCUGUCUGCACAAAUUAGGGACCAAUAAAGGACGCAAAAGUUCAUCUUAAAAAAAUGAACCAUUCUAAUGUAUUUAAAUUUUCCACCCCGAAAGGGCCAUAGGUCUAUAAGUGAAGCGGCGUUCCGGUUGGGCAUAAUCGAAACUUAUUUGAUUGGAACGACGUUCUUUUUAAGAGAAAAAAAAUUAAGAAAGCAAUAUCAAACAUUAGAUAAGAUUAUUCUUUUCCGAUUAACAUCAAUCUGCAUGUUAUUUAGUGUUUUAAGGACUACUAACAUCGUACCCAUAUGCAACAAAUGUUGAAUAAAAAGUUUCCAGAUUCUUUUA
Molecule: messenger RNA, 6038 nt
Organism: Aedes albopictus (Asian tiger mosquito)
Lineage: Eukaryota; Metazoa; Arthropoda; Insecta; Diptera; Culicidae
Exons: 8
Coding region: 1802-5581 (1259 amino acids)
Source: RefSeq, a predicted model, not a curated record